UGGUGGGGGUUAUUGAGAAUUCUGGGAGCCAUCUCAAGAGGCAGAGAGCAGAGGAGAGCAGUGCAGAGAUCUUCCUCCAGAGUAACCAAACCCUAGAAAAUGGCUAGAGGGUUGAAGAAGCAUUUGAAGAGGCUCAAUGCACCGAAGCAUUGGAUGCUAGACAAGCUUGGAGGUGCAUUUGCUCCAAAGCCUUCAUCUGGACCUCACAAAUCCAGGGAAUGCCUGCCAUUGAUCCUCAUUUUACGGAACAGAUUGAAGUAUGCUCUCACAUACCGUGAGGUCAUUGCCAUCUUGAUGCAACGACAUAUUUUUGUUGAUGGAAAAGUUAGGACAGAUAAAACAUAUCCCUCUGGUUUCAUGGAUGUUGUCUCAAUUCCAAAGACAAAUGAGAACUUCCGUCUUCUUUAUGACACCAAGGGCCGGUUCCGACUCCACUCAGUUAGGGAUGAAGAGGCAAAGUUUAAGCUCUGCAAGGUCCGUUCUGUCCAGUUUGGGCAGAAGGGCAUCCCAUACUUAAACACCUAUGAUGGGCGGACCAUUCGCUACCCAGACCCAUUGAUCAAGGCCAAUGACACUAUCAAGCUUGACCUAGAGAGCAACAAGAUCACCGACUUCAUCAAAUUUGAUGUUGGGAAUGUUGUCAUGGUGACUGGUGGAAGGAACAGGGGCCGUGUUGGAGUCAUCAAGAACAGGGAGAAGCACAAGGGAACCUUUGAGACCAUCCACAUUCAGGAUGCCACUGGGCAUGAAUUUGCAACUCGUUUGGGCAAUGUGUUCAUCAUUGGCAAGGGGACAAAGCCUUGGGUAUCUCUUCCUAAGGGUAAGGGUAUCAAGCUGUCUAUCAUUGAAGAGGCCAAGAAGAGGCUUGCAGCCCAAGCAGCAUCCAGCGCUUGAACCAUGCUGGCAAAAAUAUCAUUCAAUAUAUAGUAUUGAAGACUUCGACUAGAUGAUAGUAUUGGAGGUCCAUCCACUUUUGGAAUUAUGCCAAAAAUUUUGCUUUGGGUUCUUCCCUUUCUCAGAACUGAUAGUUAUGUUUAAGUGCAUUGUUGCUUGGCUAAAUUCUCUCAAUUCUCCUUUGUCUUUGAAAUUUCUGGUUGUUGCCUUUGGAGGAGU
Messenger RNA from Vitis riparia (riverbank grape), 1113 nucleotides. RefSeq names its product 40S ribosomal protein S4-1. NCBI's taxonomy places the organism in Eukaryota, Viridiplantae, Streptophyta, Magnoliopsida, Vitales, Vitaceae. Gene Ontology annotation, molecular function: RNA binding; structural constituent of ribosome. The record is from RefSeq and is a predicted model, not a curated record. The transcript has 5 exons. Gene Ontology annotation, cellular component: ribosome; cytosolic small ribosomal subunit. The coding region runs from base 100 to 894 and encodes 264 amino acids. Gene Ontology annotation, biological process: translation.